Molecule: messenger RNA, 3221 nt
Organism: Xyrauchen texanus (razorback sucker)
Lineage: Eukaryota; Metazoa; Chordata; Actinopteri; Cypriniformes; Catostomidae
Product: F-box only protein 28-like
Exons: 5
Coding region: 5-1090 (361 amino acids)
Biological process (GO): protein polyubiquitination
Molecular function (GO): protein binding
Source: RefSeq, a predicted model, not a curated record
GAAGAUGGCGGCUGUUGUAGUGAUUGUUGAUGGAGUUGUCGCACCGCUGGAUUCGGACUCGUCGCGGUUACCGUCUCCAUCACCGGACCAACCGCACCAGAAUAACGCGCUGCUGGGACUCCCGAUAGUGGCGAUUGACUCGAUCCUAAACUUCCUGUCAUACGACGAGAUUAGUCUGCUGCGGCUGGUGUGUAAACGUAUGGAUAUGAUUUGUCAGCGAAUGCUCAAUCAAGGCUUCCUGAAAGUGGAGCGCUAUCACAGCUUGUGCCAGAAACAGGUCAAAGCUCAGCUGCCUAGGAGGGAAUCCGAGCGGAGGAACCAUUCGCUAGCACGUCACGCGGACAUACUGGCUGCUGUGGAAACACGUCUGUCCCUGUUAAACAUGACCUUCAUGAAAUAUGUGGAUUCAAAUCUGUGCUGCUUCAUUCCUGGAAAGGUAAUUGAUGAGAUUUACCGUGUUUUGCGGUAUGUCAACUCCACACGUGCACCGCAGAGAGCUCAUGAGGUGCUUCAAGAGCUGCGAGACAUAUCUUCCAUGGCCAUGGAGUACUUUGAUGAAAAGAUCGUCCCUGUCCUGAAGAAGAGGCUUCCAGGUGCAGAUCUCUCGGGUCGUCUGAUAGGAUCUGCUCCGGUUGCUGGUCCCUCCACCUCUCUAACCACCAUGUCUCUGUUGGCCAAAAACACUCCGUCACGCUCAGAGAUAACGAAGGUGCAGCAGCAGGUGAAGGUAAACGGCGCGUCCAUGACGGUAUUGCGGCGUGAGAUUCAGGAGGUACGCGUGAAGCAGCUGGAGCAGCAGAAGCAGCUGCAGGACCAGGAGCAGAAGCUGCUGGAGCAGUCACAGGUGAUUGGAGAGCAGAACGCACGGCUUGCCGAACUCGAGCACAAGCUCAGAGAACUGAUGGACAGUGCAGUUGGCGCCGGAGCUCCUGCCGUUGCCUCUGGCUCCUCCACCCCUGCGGCCACCACCUCUGCUGUUGCCCCACCCCCCUCCAUGGCCAGCGGCCCUGAAGGUGAGAGCGACCCGUCUGCCAAACGCAAGCGCUCGGACAUCCUACGUCACUCCAAACGCCUGCGUAGCAAAAAAUAGGACAUUUCAAUAUAUACAUUUUAUGGUUUUGCUUUAUUCAAGCUAUAUCUUUUUUUUUUUCACCUGUCCAAUGAUGACACGAGUAUCACAUGAGGAUGAAAAAUACAUGAGAAAUUGUAAACAAGAGGGGUAUCUGUUGUUGUUUUAUCAGUUCUUGGUUUCCCUCAUAUCAGACAUGUAUUAUUACACUAAUAUCCUUGAGCCCCAUUGCUUGACUUAGAUUUCAAAAGGUUUUGCAUCUGCCUUGAGCAACAUUUGCCUUUUAUGCUUACCGAACUGUCAUGCCAGUGAGCUGUUAACAUGUCAAAGGUCAUUGAAUGUACAAAAGCUUUCCUUUUCAGAUUAACAAGCUUUAGUCAAUCAACCACAAGAAAGUUCGCAAGAACUCUGCAUACUGAUGGCACUGAAGACUGCAAUACAGACAUGUAGCAGCUUUGGCGCUCGGCAGAAGUUGUAACCUUAAUUCUGUUCAUUUGAAAAGUAAGAAUUAGAUUCCCUCUUGAAAUGGAGAACACAAAGUGUCUGACACCUGACUACUAAGUUAUAUAAUAUUAACGGUAAAUAUAAGUUUUGUUAUAUGUUCUAAGAGUCAAAUAUUUCUUUGGAGAUGUGCCUUGACAGUAUGAGCAAAUGAAUGGUCUGCAGCUGUAGCAUACAUGAUAAUAUUGUGUCUAAAAGAACAUCCGUCACUGAGGUCUUCUAGGUGUCAAUGCCAUGUUGUACCUGCCACUGUUUGUAGGUGUAUAAUUUACUGCAAAUAGAUUUGUGUCAGUGCAAUAAAUAUUGUGGAAAUCCUUGUUCCUAGGGAAAAAAAUAUUGAUGUUACACUUCAUUUAUGCCUUGAAAUUGUUUAUUUAUUUUUAUCGUUUUUUUUUUGUUUUGUUUUACAGCACUACAGCAAUUAUGCAACUUUAAAAAAAAUCAUGAGGUAGUAAUUCAGAGCAUAAUGAAUUAAAUGGUGAAAACAGUUUGAGAAAUUAAAUUGGAGGGACUUUCAAAUCAGUUGCCCGAUGCGCGGAAGAUGAGCAAAUAAAACUGCUAUGCUUCUGUUUAUGAUUGUCACCAGAGAUGUCUCAUAGCAACCAAAUUGAUAAACGAUGCUGCAAUACUAUAUGUCGUAUAGGUAUACAAUUAUAAAAAGACAGUAUAAUUUACUGUAUUUUGAACACCUGGCCAUGCAAACAUUUACAUUACAUUAUGCAUUUGGCAGACGCUUUUAUCCAAAGCGACUUAAGUGCACUUAUUACAGGGACAAUCCCCCUGGAGCAACCUGGAGUUAAGUGCCUUGCUCAAGGGCCCAACAGUGGCAUCUUGGUGGUGCUGGGGCUUGAACCCCUGACCUCAGUAACCCUGAGCCUCAACCACUGAGCCACCACUGCCCCCAAACAUUUGCUAGAUCUUUAGUCUAGACUUAAACUGAGUGUAUGCCUCUUCCUAGCAUUGUAGUCCCGAACAAUGCUAGGAAGACUAUUCCAUAGUUUAGGAGCCACAUAGGAAAAUGAUCUACCUCCUCUUUUGGAUUUAGAUUUUCUAGGUAUUAUUAACAGGCCAGACUUUUGUGAUGGUAGUGAACAUGAUGGAAUAAAAUAUGAUAGAAGGUCACUUAAGAAUUGUGGAGCUAGACCAUUCAAAGCUUUGUAAGUAAUUAACGGAAUUUAAAAAUGAAUAUGAAAUUUAAUAGGAAGCUAAUGUGGCGAUGUUAAAAUGGGGCUGAUCUGAUCAUAUUUCUUGGUUCUAGUCAGUACUCUAGCUCCUUCAUUUUGAACUAACUGGUGUUUAUUUACUGAACCUGCAGGACAUCCUCCCAGUAAUGCAUUACAAUUAUCUAGUUUUGAGGUCAUUAACGCAUCAGAAACAGAGAGCAUGUGCCGUAACUUUUGAAGUGGAAGAAUGCAAAUGCUAUAAAUACUGGAAAUGGGAUUUUCAAAAGGCAGAUUGCUUUCAAAUAUAACACUUCUAUAAUAGUUCUUCGCUGUAGAUGACGUAAUAUUACAUCCAUUGCGAGUCAAAUUAUAUUUUAGCUGCUUAUUCUUAGAGGUUAUUUUUAUCAGUGCUUGGACCCCUCAACUUCUCGAACUACACUGAAUCACAUCAUUUAUUUAUAUAUAUAUAUAUAUAUAUAUAUAUAUAU